AGGCAGGCUGCAGAGCGUUUAAUUUCAAAUAAGCGGUGCGCCUUCGCUUCUUCCCUCCGUAGGGAGGGGUAAAUCAACCAAUCAGAUACGGAUCCUGCCCCUAGUGGGUCCACAGUUUACCUUUUAGUUCCUGGACCUGGGUUCACACUCAUCGACGGGACACCCCGGUACUCACUGCGUAGAAGCCGAUGAUCUCCUGGACAACAGGCCAGUGGCGCAGAGACGAAAGAAGGUCCACGCAGAAGUCCAGGGGUGCUGCCGUGGAAGAUUUGGUAAAAGGUUACCUUCUCAAAUCUCUAUGCCGGCUUCCGUGCGAUAAGAUUCCCGGCCCAAUAGCACCAGUAAUGUAGCAGGAAUAAUCUGCAGAAGCCACACACAGAGAGAUGGAAGCAGCUCCACUCACACAUACCCUUAGACCAAUCAGUGAACAGGAUAUUCAGGAUCACCUCAUAUGGGCAGACUACAUGACUCCUUUUUAAGGACAAAGGAAUUCUUUACAAUGGAUGUAUUGUCUGGCCAUAUCCUGAUCAACAAGGAUGGAGACAGACUGGACCCUGAAGAAGUUUUGCAAAACAAAAUUGUUGGCCUGUAUUUUUCUGCUGGGUACUGCUCUCCAUGCAAGGACUUCACCCCAAUACUCUGUGACUUUUAUACUGAGUUGGUGGAUCAGUCUCCUCCAGUAGUUCCAUUUGAAAUUGUAUUCAUCUCUUCUGAUAAAAGUCCUGAUGAAAUGGUGGAUCACAUGCACAGUUCACAUGGCGACUGGCUGGCUCUACCCUGGCAUGAUUCAUUCAAGCAUGAAUUGAAGAACCGGUACAAGAUAACAGCAUUACCAAAACUGGUGAUUGUGAAACCAAAUGGAGAAGUGAUUACCGACAAAGGAAGGAAACAGAUAAAAGAGAGGGGGAUUGCUUGUUUGUCAUCAUGGUUAGAAGGGGCAGAUGUUUUCCAGAACUUCAAAGGUCCAUAGAAGCAUUAACCUCCUAGCGUAGAAUGCAAAAAAGCGAGGCAAUAAUUGAACUGUAACCUAUGCAUACUUUUAUAGAUUGUGUGUAUUUAUCUACCUCCAAGUCUGUUCCUAAUUUAAUUUUUCACUUAACUGAAUUAUAUAUUUGGAUGUAAAAUAUUAACUCCUGCUGUUAUAGUUUACAUGAAAAUUUGCACAGCUAUUUAAUCUAAAUUACUUGUGGUAAUUUGUUCUACAUUUGCACUGCUGAUCUCUUUAUAUGUAUAUUUUGGCAAUAAUUUUCAUAUAAUAAAAUAAUAUAUUUUGUAAAAAAUUCAUAUCUUGGUAUAUGGAUUAGUGGGCAUUGGGAGAUGUUAUUUUUCUGUUUGUCAGAGCAAAAAUUACUGUGGAUGAUUCAACAUCUCAAUGAUGUAAAUGGCAUUGUUAGUCUAAUAAACUAGAC
Molecule: messenger RNA, 1409 nt
Organism: Pelobates fuscus (common spadefoot toad)
Lineage: Eukaryota; Metazoa; Chordata; Amphibia; Anura; Pelobatidae
Gene: NXNL2
Product: nucleoredoxin like 2
Exons: 4
Coding region: 452-970 (172 amino acids)
Biological process (GO): photoreceptor cell maintenance; visual perception; sensory perception of smell
Source: RefSeq, a predicted model, not a curated record